UCUAGUCACAGUCAGACACGAACAGACUGGUUGAGUGGCAACACACUACGAGAGGGGGAACACAUCUGUGGAAUUGGAAUGAGUUGUUUAAGGGAGCCCUAGCUAGCCUCCCUCUGAGCCUAGGAAGUGUGUAACGUGAGACAAGCUGCGCCUAUUCUCUGUGAGUAGUUCUGAAAGCACAAGGGGGAAAUACCAUAUCUAGAACAUUGACUCCCUUCAAACCCUUGGAGCUGUGACUGUCCUGAGGAGAACUCUCCCCUCACACGUACUCGCCAACGGACCGUGGAGGUGUGAGAAGAGCCGUGGCGAUAAGCAGCUGACGUGAAACAGACGAAGAACAAGGAAAAAGAGAGUAAAAAGAGAGAGAGGGGUAGGAGAAGAAAAUGGAGGCCUUGCUUCCUGUGUUGCAGCGGCACACUGGACUGUCUGUGUUGGUGUGCGCUCUGAUGUUCCGGGUGGCCCACCGACUACUACAGAACCUGCCUGUGCCCAAAGUGGUGGCGGUGGAUGACUUCCGCUCCUGGAAGUGGAGGAACCUCUCGGUCUCUAUGGUCCACUCCCUCCUGACAGGGACUUGGGCUGUGACCUGUGUGAUCAUCUGGCCUGAGAUGGCAACCAACAUUCACUCCUUCUACACGGCCCCAGCCUACAUACUCAUCUGCAUCUCAUCAGGAUACUUUGUUCAGGAUGCAGGUGACAUCAUCCUAACUGGACACGCAAGAGGAUCCUGGGAGUUCUUAAUUCAUCAUGUCCUGGUGCUCUGGUGCUUCCUGUAUUCUCUGUACUCGCACCUCUACGUGGCAGGUGCUGUGGUGGCUCUCUUUGUGGAGGUUAACAGUGUCACCCUGCAUUUGAGGCUAAUGCUGAAGCUAGCAUCACAGCAGUCGUCCCCUCUGUACCAAAUCAACAAGUUCCUCAACGUCUUCACAUAUGUUGUCUUCCGCCUCAGCGCACAGUUCUACCUCACGUAUUACAUCGUCCAGAACUACUCCUGGAUGGACAAAGGAGGCUACUUCCUGGUUACCAUGACCCUCAUGAACACCAUGAUCUUGAUCUACUUUUAUCGUCUUCUCCGUGCUGACUUCUUCGCCCGGAGCAGGCCUAGCAUGGCGCUAAAUGGCACACACAACGUCAAAAAGUUCUUCACUGAAUGACACCGAGAGCGACAUGGCUGUAAACUGGCGGUUGUGUUUGUUUUUUGUUUUGUUCGGUUACUGAUAUCAUUCCUCAUCAAGACGUCUUAUCUGGAUGCAUUGUCAAGUUGUGUCUUCACAACAACAACCAUAACAGAGCUCUGUUUCUCAACAGCUUGUGUUGUAGUGAGAGGCAGCCAGGAAAGGAUGGGGACAGUGGUACAUUCCCUAUGUUUCUCUACUGAUGAUUAUGCCCACUGUGGCUGUAGAUCCCUCACAGACACCCAAACAGGGCAGCAUAGAGUUAGAGACUGGUCCAUACACACUGGCUGGGAGAAUCCCACUAACUUACCUCCAGGAUACUGUGCCACUUUUGCUUCUGAUCAUAGCUAAUACAUUUAUUUAAAAUAUAGGAAUGUAUGUGAUUCAUGUGGAAUGCUCUUUAACAGAAAAAAUACUUAUAAAUGCUAACAUAAUUUUGUGAAUAUAUACAGUAGAGAAACAAACUGCCAAAGAUAUAUCAGGCAUCGCCUUGGUGUUGUACAUCCCACCCCACAAACUCGGUCAGCUGUAGCUUAGCAACAUAGUUUUAUUGAAAUUUCCACUAUUAGGAUUUUGUUAUAUAUAUAGUAUAUACUAUUCAUAACUAUAGUACAAUCAAUAUUUUUGACAUUGUAACAAACUGUCAGACAACAUCAUUUUACUUUCAUUCUUCCCUGUUUGGUCUCAACAGGUCAACACCAAUAUGUGGGUGACCAGCAUUCUUACAACAGCGACCAUUCAUUCCAUAAAUCUAACAUAGUGAAAUGCAUGUAUCCCAUUGAAAGUAGCUGAAUGUACGACCAGGUCUACAUUUUCUUGAGGUUCCAAGAAUCACUUAUAUUUCUCUUUAAAUGAUUUAUCAAAGUGAGCCAAACUAAAACGGACAGCUUCAGAGGAUGGGUUAGCAAUGGGUUUUGGUAAGUCAUAGUAGUGGCUAUACCACAGUUCCUUCUCAACAACCUUCCCUAGAUAGCCCGUUCAGUAUGUUUAUAGAUGCAGUGUUGGGAAAGAUACCAAUUACUUCACAUUAGAAGAAGUUAAGGUGGACUAAAGCUACCCUUAAGAAAAAUAUCGUUUCUGUAACUAACGUUACUUUGAAAAAGUAGUACAUUUUUCAUGAAGUAGUUUAGAUGAAGUUAUGUAAAUUUUAAAUGUCAUAGACUCUACAAAUUGCAAGAAAAGAUGAUCACUUUGGGGUCAUAUGGUAACAUAAAGUGUAAUUUAACAUAUUAAACGCAACAAUGUUUCCAGUGUGAACGAGGCAGGUCUGAUGCUGAAAAAGAAAGGAAAUGAUUGGUGAAGUAGACAAUCUUAUAUUUUUGCAAAUAAAAGUAGUGUGUAGUUCCAGUAGUUACAGUUGAAGUCGGAAGUUUACAUACACCUUAGCCAAAUACAUUUAAACUCAGUUUUUCACAAUUCCUGACAUUUAAUCCUAGUAAAAAUGCCCUGUCUUAGGUCAGUUAGGAUCACCACUUUAUUUUAAGAAUGUGAAAUGUCAGAAUAAUAUUAGAGAGAAUGAUUUAUUUCAGCUUUUAUUUCUUUCAUCACAUCCCCAGUGGGUCAGAAGUUUACAUACACUUAAUUAGUAUUUGGUAGCAUUGCCUUUAAAUUGUUUAACUUGGGUCAAACGUUUCGGGUAGCCUUCCACAAGCUUCCCACAAUAAGUUUGGUGAAUUUUGACCCAUUCCUCCUGACAGAGCUGGUGUAACUGAGUCAGGUUUGUAGGCCUCCUUACUCGCACACGCUUUUUCAGUUCUGCCCACAAAUUGUCUAUAGGAUUGAGGUCAGGGCUUUGUGAUGGCCACUCUAAAACCUUGACUUUGUUGUCCUUAAGGCAUUUUUCCACAACUUUGGAAGUAUGCUUGGGGUCAUUGUCCAUUUGGAAUACCCAUUUGCGACCAAGCUUUAACUUUGUGACUGAUGUCUUGAGAUGUUGCUUCAAUAUAUCCACAUCUUUGUCCUUUCUCAUGAUGCCAUCUAUUUUGUGAAGUGCACCAGUCCCUCCUGCAGAAAAGCACCCCAACAAACAUGAUGCUGCCACCCCCGUGCUUCACGGUUGGGAUGGUGUUCUUUGGCUUGCGAGCCUCCCCCUUUUUCCUCCAAACACAACGAUGGUCAUUAUGGCCAAACAGUUCUAUUUUUGGUUCAUCAGACAUUUCUCCAAAAAGUACGAUCUUUGUCCCCAUGUGCAGUUGCAAACCGUAAUCUGGCUUUUGUAUGGCGGUUUUGGAGCAGUGGCUUCUUCCUUGCUGAGCGGCCUUUCAGGUUAUGUCGAUAUAGGACUCGUUUUACUGUGGAUAUAGAUACUUUUGUACCUGUUUCCUCCAGCAUCUUCACAAGGUCCUUUGCUGUUGUUCUGGGAUUGAUUUGCACUUUUCUCACCCAAGUACGUUCAUCUCUAGGAGACAGAAUGCGUCUCCUUCCUGAUCGGUAUGAAGGCUGCGUGGUCCCAUGGUGUUUAUACUUGCGUACUAUUGUUUGUACAAAUGAACGUGGUACCUUAAUGCGUUUGGAAAUUGCUCCCAAGGAUGAACCAUACUUGUGGAGGUCUACAAUUAUUUUUCUGAGAUCUUGGUUGAUUUCUUUUGAUUUUCCCAUGAUGUCAAGCAAAGAGGCACUGAGUUUGAAGAUAGGCAUUGAAAUACAUCCACAGGUACACCUCCAAUUGACUCAAAUUAUGUAAAUUAGCCUAUCAGAUGCUUCUAAAGCCAUGACAUCAUUUUCUGGAAUUUUGCAAGCUGUUUAAAGGCACAGUCAACUUAGUGGAUGUAAACUUCUGACCCACUGGAAUUGUGAUACAGUGAAAUAAUCUGUCUGUAAACAAUUGUUGAAAAAUUACUUGUGUCAUGCACAAAGUAGAUGUCCUAACUGACUUGCCAAAACUAUAGUUUGUUAACAAGAAAUUUGUGGAGUGGUUGAAAAACGAGUUUUAAUGACUCCAACCUAAGUGUAUGUAAACUUCCGACUUCAACUGUAGCUGCACCGCUACAUGGCAAAAAAGUUAUAAACUACUGAAAACACUACAUAGAUUUGAAUUUAGUCCAACUCGUAAUUUAACUACUGAAAACACUACAUAGAUUGGAAUUUAGUUCAACUCGUAAUUUAACUACUGAAAACACUACAUAGAUUUGAAUUUAGUUCAGCUACCACCAACCUGCUGCAAAAUGUAGUUAAAUUACAAGUUGAACUACAUGUACACUAAACAAAAAUGUAAACGCAACAUGUGUUGCUCCCAUGUUUCAUGAGCUUAAAUAAAAGAUCCCAGAAAUGUUCCAUAUAAACAAAAAGCUUAUUUCUCUCAUUUUGUGCACAAAUUUGAUUACAUCCCUGUUAACAAGCAUUCCUCUUUUGUCAAGAUAAUACAUCCAGCUGUCAGGUGUGGCCUAUCAAGAAGCUGAUUAAACAGCAUGAUCAUUACACAGGUGCACCUUGUGCUGGGGACAAUAAAAGGCCACUCUAAAAUGUGCCGUUUUGUCACAAAAAACAAUGCCACAGAUGUCUCAAGUUUUCAGGAGAGCAUGCAAUUGGCAUGCUGACUGCAGGAAUGUCCACCAGGGCUGUUGCCAGUGAAUAUAAUGUGCAUUUCUCUACCAUAAGCCAACUCCAACUUUGUUUUAGAGAAUUUGGCAGUAUGUCCAUGUGGGCGAGCGGUUUGCUAAUGUCAAUAUGGUGAACAGAGUGCCCCAAGGUGCCGGUGGGGUUUUGGUAUGUGCAGGCAUAAGCUACAGACAACGAACACAAUUACAUUUUAUCGAUUGCAAUUUGAAUGCACAGAAAUACUGUGACGAGAUCCAGAGUACCAUUGACAUGCCUUUUUUUAAGGUAUGCAUUGAACGGAUGUGGGUGGAGCAAUGUCUACAUAAGGGUGGAAAUUAAAAACACCCACAAAAGUUCUGAUGAAGCUGAUCCGUAAGGCUUAAUAAAGAGCAGUGAUACUAGCAAGAGCAGUGUGCAGGUUUCUUAUUUUUUCUCUCAUGUUAUUCAAUUGUUACCAUGCACCUGCAACAAAUAUAACUCAAAUGUGCGAGUGCCUUCUGAAUUUUGAAGGUAUCUGUAAUUUAUUUAUUUCAAUUGACUGAUUUCUUUAUAUGAACUGUAACUCAGUAAAAUCUUUGAAAUUGUU
This is a messenger RNA of Salvelinus fontinalis (brook trout), 5298 nucleotides long. RefSeq names its product TLC domain-containing protein 1-like. The coding region runs from base 384 to 1154 and encodes 256 amino acids. Lineage: Eukaryota; Metazoa; Chordata; Actinopteri; Salmoniformes; Salmonidae. The record is from RefSeq and is a predicted model, not a curated record. Gene Ontology annotation, cellular component: plasma membrane. The transcript has 4 exons. Gene Ontology annotation, biological process: regulation of membrane lipid distribution; membrane assembly; phospholipid homeostasis.